AUGGCCCGAGCUCUCCAAACCAAAGCAACAAUCGCCCCGAGGUGCCUCGAUGCAAUACGCAAGCUACUCGCGAAUCUCCUUUGGAGCCCAGGCAUGGUUGUUGCGGAGGAUGUCGAGCUAGCUGAUGGGGGCCCUUUCCCAAGCUUCCAGUGUAGCAGUAACCCAUCGCUUGCCGGCGCUGUAACAUUUAGCAUUGAGCACAACCUCCCGCGUUGA
Molecule: messenger RNA, 216 nt
Organism: Penicillium soppii
Lineage: Eukaryota; Fungi; Ascomycota; Eurotiomycetes; Eurotiales; Aspergillaceae
Exons: 2
Coding region: 1-216 (71 amino acids)
Source: RefSeq, a predicted model, not a curated record